Molecule: messenger RNA, 1956 nt
Organism: Diabrotica virgifera virgifera (western corn rootworm)
Lineage: Eukaryota; Metazoa; Arthropoda; Insecta; Coleoptera; Chrysomelidae
Exons: 3
Coding region: 40-1851 (603 amino acids)
Biological process (GO): protein transport
Source: RefSeq, a predicted model, not a curated record
AUGACUUAAACAUCCAAUGCAUCAAAAUAAUCAAAUUACAUGUAUUUACUAAGACCGAACUAUCCAAAACUCAAAACAACUCUUCAAUUGGCAAUAUUCAAGGUAAAACUUCUUCAAAGAAAGAUAUCGGAACAAAAUGCCAAGACUAAAAGAGAAGUAGCAACUCUAAUUCUCAAAGGAAAAAUCCCUAGAGCCAGAUUUAAAGUAGAGUUAAUCAUAAGUGAAAAUGACUAUAUAGAUGUAUUAGAAACUGUUGAGAUAUAUUGUAAUCUGUUACUAGAGCAGUUCCAUCUUAUUCAAGGACAGAAAGAAAUAGACGAUAGCCUUAAAGAAGCUAUUUCUACUAUUAUUUGGGUAUCUUCACGUCUAACUGAUGACGUACAAGAACUAACAGUGUUGGCAAAUAUUUUGUGCGGAAAGUACGGUCCAGAUUUCUCAAAAGAAUGCAAAGAGGGCACACACGCAGCUAUAAACACCAACAUAAAACGAAAACUGGGUGUAUAUAUUCCAUCGAAAUUACUCAUCGAAAAUUACAUGGCUGAAAUUGCGGCAAAUUACAAUGUAUCGUAUAUUCCAGAUCCUAGAAUUAUGGGCAAAGAUUCAGAAGAAGAGAUCUUAAUACCAGAAACUCAGUCAAGACAUUUCGAUUUUUCAAUAAAGAAAGGAAGUGACUACGCCGCUGCCUAUCCUUCAACAAGUUCACCUUUUUCUUCUUUUUUGCUACCAGAAGUAGCAGAGGAACGCACUGCAGUGGUUCACAAUGUAUCUGUCCUCAAUCAACUGCAAGAAAGUCAUAAAGAUAUAAAAACACCAGAUUUGAAAGACAAAGACAAAGAAAAACACAAACAUGUACCACACAACAAAGAAAAACAUAAACAUUUACCAACAGACAAAGAAAAACAUAAAAACUUGCCAACAGACAAAGAAAAACAUAAAAAUUUACAAAUAGACAAAGAAAAAUAUAAAGAUUUAUCUUCAGCAAAAGAAUAUGAUUUACCAAAAGUACCUACUGAACAACAGAAUGAUCUUUUGGAAGGUAAGUCAUUAUCACCAGAAAAUUGUGGAAUAAGAAAUAUUCCAAAGGAGCAAGCCUGUGGAUUGCCAAACUUGUCACCAGUAACUGUAAAAAGAAUACGUAGCUCAUCCGACGACCUUUUAACGACGUUUGAACACACUGAUAAAGAAAAAGACAAUGUUGUACAAAAGCAAGAUACACAACAGUCGACUCGUAUGUCUACGCCCGACAACAAUAAGAAUACAAUUCAUAAAACAACAACUAAUCAAAAUCCGUUAAAUACAGAAACAUCUAAGAGAGUCAAUUUUAUAAAUACUAUUUUUCCACCAUUGUCUUUAACCAAACAAUCCCUUAAACUAUCUAUGAGUGCGUCUAACAUCUUCCAGAGAUGUUCAAAUACAUGCGAGUCCCUUAAAGAGCCAGAUAUGUACCGAACUACACCGAUACAAGCCAUAAAAAGUAAGUUCAACGAGCAUCAGUUAACAAACAUUAUCAACCUUUAUAAUCAAAAUACGGAUGUCCUAGAGCUACCAUGUACGUCAAAAGAUACAUCUCUACUGUUAUUACAAAACGUUCCAAAUGCAGAGACUGGACCUUUCCAAACACUGACAGAGGAUGUUGACAUGUCUCUUCCUACAACAUCUGCUUAUGUGCUGGACGAUUCCCUAGACGAAUUGCUCAAUUUACCAGAUGUACCUGAUGAUGAAAUAUACAUUCUUCCACAAUUGCCCUCGGUACCAGAUGUUGACAUAAAUAAGAUACAUGAUAAUAAUAAAGAUAUAGAUUUUGAUGAGCUUUGUAAACGGUUUUAUGCUCUUAAAAGAAAAGAUAAAUAGUAAAAGUAAUUUAAAAUCUAUUUUAAAGUAAACCACUUAAUUAUACAAGGUGUUUCCAGAGUAAUCGGAUAUUAAAUAAAAAUAGACGGUUUCGUUUUGAUUCAA